UUAUAAGGCACUCAGUAGUGAUCAGAAAGUGAUGGCAGUUUCGCAAUGGAUUGCGUUCAUUCUAUCAUUCCUAGCAACCAUUUACAACCACAACAUAGAAAUUGUGGAAGCUAAGAUGACAUUUGACAUCGGUGUUAACUAUGGGACGUUGGGGGAUAACCUCCCUUCUCACGAAGACGUGGUUCAGCUCUUCAAAGACAACCAUAUUAACAAGAUGAGGCUGUUCAAUCCUAAUCCGGAGGUACUCAAAGCGCUGAUGGGGCAAGGAAUCUCCAUAGUGCUAGGCAUUCCUAACGAAGACUUAGCCAGUUUGUCAGAAAGUCAAGAAGCUGUGGAUCAAUGGUUUGCUGUCAAUGUACAGCCCUACAUAGAUGACAUUGAAUUCAACUACAUUGCCGUUGGAAACGAGGUUAUACCCGGGGAAUUAGGCAGCUAUGUUUGGCAAGUAAUGCAGUAUCUACAGCACACCAUCGACGAAUACCACUACCAAAGCCUAAAGGUGACCACUGUUUUGCCAGCUACUGCCUUGGGAGUUUCAUAUCCACCUUCAGCCGGUCAGUUCAGCGGAGAGGCUGCCGGUAUCAUGGCUUCCAUUUGUCCCUUUUUGAAUUAUCAAGGGUCGCCCCUUAUGAUCAACGUGUAUCCUUACUUUGCCUAUGCGUCAAAAGCUUCCGAUAUUCCCUUAGACUACGCUCAAUUUACGGCAACAAAACCCUGGUUACAAGAUGGGAACUUGAGCUAUUACAACCUAUUUGAUGCCACAGUUGAUGCUUUUUUCUCAGCAAUAGAGAAAUCCGGGGGACCCGAUGUAGCCGUGGUGGUGUCCGAGAGUGGUUGGCCAUCUGCUGGGAACGGAGAUUUCACUGAUACAGAACUUGCUGGGACGUAUGUUAGAAAUUUCGUAAGACAUAUAACCUCGAACGUAGGAACGCCGAAAAGACCCGGUGCUUACAUAGAAGGCUUCGUCUUUGCAAUGUUUAAUGAGAAUCAGAAACCCAGCGAAGAGGAGCAAAACUUCGGAAUAUUUUAUCCCAACAAGAAACCUGUGUAUCCUGUAUUUUAAUGAUUCAACAAAAUCUAAUAUACAUGCAUUAAUAAAGUCACAUA
Malus domestica (apple) is the source of this 1107-nucleotide messenger RNA. Its product is annotated as probable glucan endo-1,3-beta-glucosidase BG5. Gene Ontology annotation, molecular function: hydrolase activity, hydrolyzing O-glycosyl compounds. Lineage: Eukaryota; Viridiplantae; Streptophyta; Magnoliopsida; Rosales; Rosaceae. Gene Ontology annotation, cellular component: plasma membrane. The record is from RefSeq and is a predicted model, not a curated record. Gene Ontology annotation, biological process: carbohydrate metabolic process.